Messenger RNA from Pseudocercospora fijiensis CIRAD86, 585 nucleotides. RefSeq lists its product as uncharacterized. The transcript has a single exon. NCBI's taxonomy places the organism in Eukaryota, Fungi, Ascomycota, Dothideomycetes, Mycosphaerellales, Mycosphaerellaceae. The record is from RefSeq and is a predicted model, not a curated record. The coding region runs from base 1 to 585 and encodes 194 amino acids.
AUGGCCGCCAACCCUCACUCCGCUGGAGCACGUGUUGCCGGCACAUUCGAGCUGCUCGAGCAGAUCCUCAGAAAUGUGCUGGAGAGGCCAAAUUCAUCAUCCAGAAUCAUUCGGCGCGCCCUCGUCAGCCAGCGUGUGAGCCGGGCAUUUCGCGACACCAUUGCCAACUCGCCACAUCUUCAGAGGGAACUCUGGUUCACGAUGCCCGACCCACCAUUGCCGCGCCACGACCUCAACCCAUUGACUUCCUGGGAACACAUCAGUCUGAGCGAAGGCACGUAUUUGCGCGUCAGGCCGGAUGACUGGGAACAGGUUGGGCACCUGGUCAUGAACCGGGUCAGAUGCCUUCCAGAACUCGAGGAUGCCAGCACCGCCAAGCAUGGCUCCUGGCGGCGGAUGUACCUCUACCAGCAUGCAUACAGUAUCGACCGCGUAAAGUAUUGCACCGAUCUUUACCGGCGUGAUUACAACUUCUGCCGCGUAAAGUCUUGCAGCGAACUUGAGCAGGAGAAGACUCACGAGAAGACCUUCGAGAAGAAGUUGGAGAACCCGACGCUUGGGCAGCUAUUCGAUGCAGUGUUUUAA